CCCGAGGAGAGCCAUUUAGGCGCCAGCGACAACGGCGCUCCACGACACGCUGCAGUGCGUCUCCUCAGCUAUCGUCGCCAGUCGCGCAGGCUACGCGAACGGUUCAACGGAGGGCUUUGCUCGGCCGCGCGACCCUCCACCACGAAACCGACUCGCCUGGGCCCCUCUCCGAACGGACGCAGUCAGCUGGCCGUAUCCCCCCUCGGCUUUCAACCGAUUGCGACGCGGCAAUUACGGUAACAGUGCGCAACAGUGUGUCGAGCUCUCGACCCAUUUCUGAACUGCAGCGUCGGCGCUUCGAUCCCUUCAGGCGGCGGCGGUGUUGCGACCGGUCCCCACCUGGUGGCCCCCUUGCCAGGCCGCAGCAGCUCACACCCAUGGGUCUCACGUCGAUAGUCGAGCCCCCAAAGUCCGAGGGGGCCCGCGAGGCAGAGCGCGUCUCCUCCUCGGUCGCCAAUGGCGUCGCGAUGAACGGGGGACCCGAUUCAGUUGCCAUGGAGCCGCCGCGGGACGCAGAGGAGCGGCAGCUCGUCGAGUCCAUGGCGCGCGACUACCGGUCCCUUCUCGAGAAGGUGGGCGAGAACCCCGACCGCCAGGGGCUGCGCCGGACACCCGAGCGGGCCGCCAAGGCCAUGCUCGCGUUCACCGCCGGUUACAGCCAGGACGUCCGAGAUGUAGUCAACGAUGCCGUGUUCCUGGAGGACCACGACGAGAUGGUCAUCGUCAAAGACAUCGAGAUGUUUUCGCUAUGCGAGCACCACUUAGUGCCCUUCAUCGGAAAGGUGUCCAUCGGGUACCUGCCCAACAAAAAAGUGCUGGGCCUCAGCAAGCUGGCCAGGAUUGUGGAAGUGUUCAGCAGGAGGCUCCAAGUGCAAGAGAGGCUAACCAAACAAAUUGCGAUGGCAGUAACGGAAGCAGUCGGUCCCACCGGUGUGGGUGUGGUGAUACAAGCAACGCACAUGUGCAUGGUGAUGCGUGGCGUGCAGAAAGUGUCGAGCAAGACCAUCACGAGCUGCAUGCUGGGCGUGUUCCGGGAGGACCCCAAGACGCGCGAGGAGUUCCUCAAGCUCGUGCUAGGAGGCCAGUGAAUGCGAGACCAAGUCAACGGGUGGCGGGAGGGCCCGAGGUCACCACCCCGAGUGAAGAAAAAUGUGUUUUUGGCUUUUAUUGUCGUGACGCCGUGUGGCGGGCCCGUCGUACCCAUAGACGGGCUCCACAAAAAAAAGGAGAAAAAAAUAAAAUAAAACGCUGUUUGUGAGAGCA
Messenger RNA from Dermacentor albipictus, 1263 nucleotides. The record is from RefSeq and is a predicted model, not a curated record. NCBI's taxonomy places the organism in Eukaryota, Metazoa, Arthropoda, Arachnida, Ixodida, Ixodidae.